AUGAGGCCUGUUGGAGAAUUUGCCACAACUCACCAGGAACCAUACAUUCGUACUAGAGAGAAUCCAUACUUUGAUGGCCUUCUAAGAUCUAAUAAUAUCGGUGAAACAAGACCCAAAAACUUUGUCUCAGAUAUGUCUGAAGAUGUUAUGGACUUGUCACUGGACAAUUCAGCUGUCUCAAUCUUCAACUAUGAAUCUUCUGAACAUUCUUCAUCUGAGAGAUGGUUAAAAACCAGCAAAAUUGCUCCAUUCAUACAACUAGAUAUUCAAUCUGAGCUUAUUGAAUUGGCUAAUCCAAAACAUCUUGGAUAUGCAAAGACGUACAUUGUCACUAGAAGAAGAGAAAAGCUAUCGAGUAUUCUACUUCCACUAUCUGCUGCUUCAUACUACAAUGGAGUGUCACCAGAAAUGGAAAUUGUUGAAUCAUGUGAAAGCAUUGACAAGCUAAAUGCAUAUUUGAAAGCAAGAAAGGAUGAUGUCAACGCUGGCGUGCCUGGGAAAUUCUUACAUGCUGUAAUGGGUUCAGAUGAUGCUGAUGUGGGAACUGUAGCUUCAACCAUCAUGUAUUCCUUCUACCUAAAUAUAAGUUCAGAAAACGAUCAAUUCUGCACAGUUCCAAUUAUUAACAUUAACCGGGCAAAUCUUGGCUCCCAUGUUGAACUCAAGUGGUUGCUUGAUUCAUGUAAUAUUGAUCAGUCAUCCUUAAUUUUUGCAGAUGAGGCAAGUUCUAUAACACUGUUCUACGUACAGUUAUAUGUGAAACAAAUUGAUCUGUCGUACUAUGAUCUAUUUGGAAGUCUUAAGAUAGUACUGUUAAAGAGCAGUAGGAUUGCCAGAAAGCAAGAGAAAUUGAAGCGGGCUGUGGUUGAGAUUUUUCACUGCAGAAAGGGUGAGACAAUACAUCCAUGGGUUAAAACUGUCGCAACAGAAGAGGAAAAUUCUUGUUGUACUGCCAUUGCAGACAAAUUUGCAACAUAUUCACCUGAAAUUUUGGCUAGCAAAUCAUUCAGUAAACUUCUGCUAGCUGGCAUCCUUUUGGAUACUGCGAAUCUAAAGGACCCCCACUGCACCUCAAAAGAUAAGUACAUGGCUUCAUUAUUGAUCAAUGGUGCCGGUCGUUAUGGAUUCAAUGGUCUUUACCAACUAUUGAGGCAUAAAAUGCAUGACCUUUCCUCCCUCCAAGUAGCUGAUAUCCUACGAAAGGAUUUGAAGAAGUGGACAGGACAAGUGUCGGAGAGACUUCGAGUACUUAUUGUCGUUUCGGGGUAUUACAAUGAGGGAAAGAAUUUCAAGAGAGAAGUUUUAGUAUCUACGGAGUCUGUGAAGCUAUUGGAGAGUUUGCUCUUUUUCUUCGAUUUCAAUGCCUCCCGGCUGCCACUCAAAAGUCUGAAAAAUGAGAUGAAAGCGUACGAGAUUGAUAAGAUUACAUCAAGAAAAACAUUAGAGCAUCUGAUAGAAGAGUUCAUUGGGAUACCAAAAGCCUAA
This is a messenger RNA of Abrus precatorius (Indian licorice), 1485 nucleotides long. RefSeq names its product exopolyphosphatase PRUNE1-like. Gene Ontology annotation, cellular component: cytoplasm. NCBI's taxonomy places the organism in Eukaryota, Viridiplantae, Streptophyta, Magnoliopsida, Fabales, Fabaceae. The coding region runs from base 1 to 1485 and encodes 494 amino acids. The record is from RefSeq and is a predicted model, not a curated record. The transcript is spliced from 14 exons. Gene Ontology annotation, molecular function: exopolyphosphatase activity.